Molecule: messenger RNA, 2885 nt
Organism: Impatiens glandulifera
Lineage: Eukaryota; Viridiplantae; Streptophyta; Magnoliopsida; Ericales; Balsaminaceae
Product: nudix hydrolase 3
Exons: 21
Coding region: 83-2440 (785 amino acids)
Cellular component (GO): cytoplasm
Molecular function (GO): dipeptidyl-peptidase activity
Source: RefSeq, a predicted model, not a curated record
GAUUAGCUGCUAAACAAAGUCAAGGAUUGCUCCAAAAAUCCUCUCUUUUCUCUUUUGUAGUUUACAGAUUAUCGAACCCAUCAUGGCGAAAUCGGAGACUGAUCACCUCAAGGAAGUAGAAUACUUCGACAUUCUUAACAAAGCAGGUCAGAAAACCGGCAUAGCCAAACCAAGGGAAGUUGUUCACAGAGAAGGGGAUUACCAUCGGGCUGUUCAUGUCUGGAUUUAUUCAGAGAGCACACAAGAACUUCUUGUUCAGCAACGUUCUGAUGGCAAAGAUUCGUGGCCUGGGCUGUGGGACAUCUCCAGUGCUGGCCAUAUUUCUGCUGGCGAUUCAUCUCUUGUCACGGCCAGGAGGGAGCUCCAUGAGGAACUUGGUAUAAAUCUCCCAAAGGAUGCAUUUGAACUCAUAUUCACCUUCUUGCAGGAGUGUGUUACAAACAACGGAAAAUUCAUCAACAAUGAAUUCGAGGAUGUAUAUUUGGUAACUACUCUAGCUCCAAUUCCUUUGGAGGCUUUUACUCUGCAGGAAUCAGAAGUCUCUCAUGUCAAAUAUAUUCAUUUUGAGGAGUACAAGAGUUUUCUUGAAAAAGAGGAUGCGAAUUAUGUUCCUUAUGACGUGCAUGGACCAUAUCGCCAACUUUUUGAAAUUAUUGCGAAAAGGUAUACUGAAAAAACGGAGGCACGGAGUAGGGCUCUAACAAAGCAGCUUUCUCGCUAUGCACCCAUCUCUCUUGAGGCUGAGUUGGCAGGGCUUACUGAUGCAGACAUAGAAGCCUUGGCACUUCUUGUGAAAGCUGGGACUAUCAUUGAUGAAAAUUAUCACUUGCAGGUCUGGUGCUGCAAUCCUUCCUUAAGGGAUUGGUUGAAGCAGCAUGCAGAAACAUCUCAAUUAGACAAGUUAAAGUGGUUGUACUAUAGCAUCAACAAAUGCCCAUGGUCUUGCCUGGAUGAAAAUGAGGCAUUUUUGACAACUGCAGACUCAGCUGUUAAGUUACUGUCUAAGGCUACAAAGCCAGUUUUAGGAUGGAAGGGAAUCGAAUAUAAAGCUGCUUUUCCUGUAACAAAACCACCGACUGCAAAUUUUUAUCCUCCUGAUAUGGAUAAAACGGAAUUCGAAUUAUGGGCUAAAAGUCUUGGAGAGGAUCAGGAGCAAGAUGCAAAGGGAUUCUUUAGUGUCAUCAAAAGACAUAGCGAAUCCAUCUUAGACAAUGUGGCCCCUAUUAAGGGAGAUGGCGCUAGUGUGAGCAGGGUCACUCAUGACCUUUACUCUUCUCCUUAUUCUCACGAGUAUGCAAAUUUCCUUGGGAGAAUUGCUGAGCUAUUACAUAAAGCAGGAGAACUGACAAGCUCACCUAGUUUGAAGAAGUUGUUACAUAGCAAAGCUGAUGCCUUCCUGUCAAAUGAAUACUAUGAUUCAGAUAUUGCAUGGAUGGACUUGGAUUCGAAGUUGGAUGUUACGAUUGGUCCAUAUGAGACUUAUGAAGACUCGCUUUUUGGAUACAAGGCAACUUUCGAGAUGUUUGUUGGAGUUAGGGAUGACAAAUCCACAGCUGACGUUAAGCUUUUUGGUGAUAACUUGAAGGUUUUGGAACAAAAUCUUCCAAUGGAUGACAAAUAUAAAUCAGAAACUGUGAUUGCUGCUCCUAUUCGUGUAAUUCAGCUGAUUUACAAUUCAGGGGAUGUAAAAGGUCCUCAAACAGUUGCAUUUAAUCUCCCAAAUGAUGAGCGAAUAGUGAAAGAUCGUGGAACAUCAAUGGUCAUUCUCAAGAAUGUCUCAGAGGCAAAAUUCAAACAUAUUCUCCAACCUAUAGCUAGCGUAUGUAUUACGAAAGAGCAAUUCCAAUAUGUAGACUUUGACUCUUUCUUCACUCACACAAUUUGCCACGAGUGCUGCCAUGGAAUCGGACCACACUCCAUAACUCUUCCAAAUGGUGAACAGUCUACCGUCAGAUUGGAGCUGCAAGAGCUACAUUCAGCAUUAGAAGAAGCUAAGGCUGAUAUUGUUGGUCUAUGGGCUCUAGAAUUUCUUAUAACCCAGAAAUUGAUUCCCAACGACUUAAUCAAGUCUAUGUAUGUUUCAUUCCUUGCGGGAUGCUUCCGAUCAAUUCGUUUUGGAUUAGAGGAAGCUCAUGGGAAAGGACAAGCACUGCAGUUUAAUUGGCUAUUUGAGAAAGGUGCCUUUAUUUUGCAUCCAGAUGACACAUUUUCAGUUGACUUUGAUAAGGUUGGUGAAGCUACCAAGAGCCUGAGCAGGGAGAUAUUGACAAUACAGGCAAAAGGCGAUAAAGCAGGUGCAACUGCUCUUCUUGAAAAGUAUUGCACAAUAUCUCAACCAUUGAAAAUUGCGUUAGAAAAACUGGAAAACGUUCAGGUUCCAGUUGAUAUAGCUCCAAAAUUCCCAAUUGCUGAGAAAUUUCUGGGAGGAGCAGGCAUCUGAGAUUUGGUUCUAGCAAUUUCUCAUAAAUUAUUUUGGUAAACUAGUUUUUUUUUUCCCCAAAUAAUGAAUUUGAGUUUUAAAAUGUAAAAGUUUGAAUUCAAAAGUAUUUAAUUUUGAAUUGUUUUCAAAUAAAACUUAACGAUGUUCUGCUUAGGAAACAUUGACUUAAGCUAGCACGAAUCGCUUCAGUCAUGCACCCCACUUCAAUUUAAGGUAUUCAUCGAAUCCGAGACUUUUGAUUUCGUAGUCAAGACUAUUGAGUUAGGAAACAUUACAAUAGAAACAACUUUUAAGCCUGCUUCCAAACAGGUUUUGUAAAUUAAUGAUGAAAAAUGGGGCAGUGACCAACUACUAGCGGUCGCCCCCACCUUCCAUUAAAAAUGACUUAUUGAUUGUGAUGUAUUCCUUAUCCUCUUUUAUAUUAAUACCAUUUUGCUUUCUAUCA